AUGGCAGAUAGAGAUGGUUAAAAUGAAUUGAAUGUAGAGCCUAAUCAGACAGAAUAAUAAGAAUCUGCAAGUCAAUCUGGAUAAUAAGGUCUCGAUAGAAUAUCCGAUAAUCCCUCACCUACACUUAGAAAUUUGAGACAAGAAGACCAGACUAUUUAAAAUACAAAAGAGUAGCCUGAACGAUAAGAGGAAGAGAAAAAAUAAUAAUAAUAAUUAAGCACAUUCACCUCUACCAAAAAGGUUAUAGAUAUAGACUUUGAAGAUGAAGCAGUGCGUUAAAUGCCAGUUAUAGGCAAAGUUAAUAGAAACAUUUCGAUAGAAAAUUUUACAAUUGCAACAUAAAAAAAUAACUUCAUGAUCAAUAAUGAUUUUUCACAUUUCCUCAAUGUAGAUGAAAAUUAAAUAGUAAAAUCAGAUAUAAACGAUAGCUAAAUUAGUUCUGCAAAUUUGUUGAGAAAUCAAGAGUAUGAUAUGUCACUAUCAAUGAAUUAAGACACCUAAAGAGACUACGAUAAUAAUAGUAGUUGUGCUAACAUUCAACCUAAUAUGCUUUUAACUCCUUAAAAGAUGAAUCACGACAUAUUGUAAAGUUAGGAAAAAGGAAUUAGAGGACUUCAAAAGUAUGAAUCAUAAGAGCUUGGCCAAGAUGAACUUGAGAUGAAAUUUAAAUAUAAAAGUAAGAAAUAGAAAGUUGGAAAAUCAAAGAUAUCAAAGGACUUAAGCGAUGUAAAUAUCAAUAAUUCCCUUAACAAUAAAGCAUACUACAUAAAGUAGAUUUCAAAGGCAACUGAUUCAAUAAUGGCUGUUAAAGAAAAAUCAAACUUUGAAAAAGCUAGAGAGUACACAGAUAGUUACCCUUGCCUUAAUUUUAGAAAAACCUUGAUGAAGAUCAGAGUCAUAAUGUUAGCACUUGAAGAUCCAACACAAAAUUUAUAACCUCAUUAUUCGACAGUAAUGGACAAUGUAUUUUUAAGUUUAUAUACUAUUGAGCUGGUACUGAAGAUAAUGGGAAUGGGAUUUAUUUUCAACAAAGGUGCAUACCUAAGAGAUGCCUGGAAUGUGCUGGAUCUGAUUAUAGUUGCUUCAGCAUACUUCACAUUAUUUUUUAGCUCAACAUCAUUUAGUCUUAGUGGACUUAGAGCAUUUAGAGUAUUGAGGCCUCUUAGAACAAUAUCCAGUAUUGAGGGACUGAAACUUCUUGUAACUGCUCUAUUAUCAGCCUUACCCCUUCUCAGAGAUACUGUUAUAAUUCUUGGAUUUUUCUUUUUAAUCUUUGCUAUUGGUGGAGUUUAAAUGCUUCAUGGAUAUCUUAAAAGAAGAUGUGUCAAUAUUUAAACUGGAGCCCCUCAUGCUGAUGAUAUACUAUGUGGAGGAAGUAAAGAAUGCUCGCCAGGCUAUUUUUGUGGGAAACGCUUUGAAAGUCCAAAUGGAGAUGUCACAAAUUUCGAUAAUAUGCUUUAUGGAAUUUUAACUGUAUUUUAAAGUGUCACACUUGAAGGAUGGAGUCAAGUAAUGGUAGACGUUUGGCAAGUAUUUGGUAUUAUAUCAGUAGCUUUUUUUAUUCCAUUGGUGUUUAUUGGGGCAUUUUUCUUGCUAAAUCUAACACUAGCUGUUAUCAAUUCUAAAUUCACUGAAGCUCAUAAAUUACAGACAGAAAGAAACAAGAAUAGUCAUAAUCAGAAUAAAUUUAAAAGAUUCAAAAAAGGCAAAGAUUAUGAAUUUUCUGAUCAGCACAUCUCAAUCAGAUAGUAUCAAAUUGCAAAAAAAGCAGCAAAAAAAAUGAUAAAAUUUUUCAGAAAUUAGUAAAAUAUGAAAGCAAAAGUAAAAUAGCGGUACAGUUUACUUAUAGUAGAUGAAGGAAAUAACAAUAAUCAUGAUAAUAACAGCAGCAAUUAAAACUAAUCUCUUAUUGAUGAAUCUUUAUCGCAAUUAAAUGGAAACUCUAAUAAUGUUUCAUACACUUCUCCAGUUAAGGUACCUAUAGUAAAUAAUCAUAGUAUGACUUAGCACAAACUUAACUUUUUUUCAAAUUAAGUAAUAAAGACUCAACCAAUUAUUAAACAUGAACUAACUGACUCUACAGGGAUGGAAAACACCAAUUCUAAAAGCUAAACUAUGAGUAUUAUCCAAAUUCAACCAGAGUCCGGAAUUUAAUUUAAUAAUAUAUCUAGUAUAAUGCAUAAAACUCUAAGUUUAGGAGGAGUUAAUAACUAUAUAAACAAUCAAAAUAGUCGCUUAAAUAGUCAAGAUGGGGCUAUGAAACAAGAUGUUAUAGUAGAAGAGGAAUCUGAGGAUAGUCUAAAUGAAUCCAAAUAUAAGGAAAAUGAAGAUAAAUAGGAAUCAGUAUCAUCUGAGGGGUCAUCAGUUAAUAUCGAUCAAAUAACACCUUCGAAAAAAGAAGUUUAGAUAUUCAGAUAAUCAAAACUAAAAGAUUAUUAGCAUAUAAUAAACUCAUCAGAUAAUUUUAGGAAUCUAAGAAUGUCAGGUAAUCUCGGCAUUGCAACCAACAGUAUUAAGGGAUUUGAAACCAUUAAUUCUACAGAUGUUCUUAAACCGCAGAAUCAAAAUAAGAAAUAAAAAAAGGUUUUUGAUUAAUUUUCAGAAUUAGACAAAUUAUUAACACUGGAGGAUUUCUAGCCUUAAACAAUCUUUGAUGGGGAAAGAAACUUAAGAAUGUAAAAAUCUCAUGAUUAGCUCAAUAUCGAGGAUAAUAAUGAAUUUUUAUUCCCUUCUGAUUCAAACUCAUCUAAUUACCUCCGCACACAUAGAGAUAAAAUAAUAACAAUUUUGAAAAAUGAAUCUGAUGAAAAAUCAGUAAUUGAUAGCGAUAGUGAUUUAAGGUCAAAUUAACAAAGAUUAUUUUCAGAUAGUAAAAUUAGAACUCCGUAUAUUAAAAAUUUUGAUGAGUGUGAUUAGGGCGAUGUAAUAAUCUUACAAAAACCCAUUGAAAAAAUAAAUGAAUUUUAAGAUGAGAGCUCUGAGAAUUUUAAACAAGAAUCUAUAAUACCUAUUGAUGCUCUUAUAACCCUGAAAAAGAUGCUUACAAUAGCAGAUUCAAGAUUACAUAUGAAAAAGGAAUUUGACAAUGAACUAAAAUUCACAAAUAAUUUUAGAAGAGCUUUUACAAAAUUAGAAAUAGAUAAUAAAAAAGAUGAAAUUGAUUCUCCUGGAAUAUAAAAUUUUCAUUUGAAAUUUGAAGAAAUUAAAUCUCAAUCUAACUCAUAAAAUAGACCGGAUAAUUAUAAGAAUUAGGUUGAGCGAGAUUAAUAGCAUUAAAUUAAUGACUAAGAGGGAAAAAAUGUUUCAGAAAUGUUUAAGUUCCCUUUCAAGCUUUAAAAGAAUGUAACUUUCAGCCCAACAAAGUUUCAUACUAAUGAAGAUUCAGGAAUUACUGUACAAUCCAAGACUCUCACGUUCUCACCAAUGAGAAGAUUGUUUGAGAAGAAAAUAAGUAAUUCUUUAGCUAGUAAACUGGCUUCUUAAUUAAAAAAAAAGGUCAUAGAAAAAACACUGAACAGCAAGGAUAAAAAGCUAUAAUUGGUUAAAAAUAUUAAAUAUGAAAGUACUAGCGAAAAUGAGGUUCUUGAAAGAAGAAUAGCUGAGUAGGAAUUAAGAUAUUUAACUGAUUAGUACAAAUUCAUUAAAUUACCCCAGCAAUUACAAAAGUAAGAGGAUCCAGAUUAUAAGGUUAAAAGAUUAGCUAGGUCUUUGCACAAGCCAUACUAAUAAAAAGUAGCAUUCGAAGUAAAGAGUGAUGAUGAUAUUGAUGAGGAUGAUGAUGAAUAACUUUAUUUUAAAGUUUAAGAUCUGAAUAAUUUAGAACUAUAACCUUUUGAUACAAUAACUGGAAUCGGAUAUGAAGAAUUACUCCAAGAUUUACCUACUAAAUAAAUUGCUAGGACUUCUAAUAUUAUUGUAACUAGCACAUUGAGCUUUACCUAUCAGCCAAAAGAGAAAGCCAAAAAGAUUCAUAGAAGAUUUGAUGAGAGCUAUUUAAUGGAUUAAUAUAUUCAAAAUAAGGCUAUCAAAAGAUCAAACUCUUUAAAUUAAUUCUAACUAGAACAAUCCAAUUUCGAUUCGAUUUUUGGAUACAGCACAAAACCAUAAAACACAAUUAAAAAGUAAGAAACUUUAAUAGAAAACAUCAAUACUCCUCUUUCUAGUUCAAUGACGCCAUAGAUAGAUUUAAAAAGAAGACUUGUCCGCAAAUCUAUCAUGCCUCCAGCACUAUCAAGAUUAAUAACUCGCAGGCCUCCUUAACUAUAAGAUAUGAAAAGUUCGUCUAUGAAUCGAUCUAAGACUUUAAUCAAAGAUUUAGAUGAUAAACUGCAGAGAAUUGAACCCCCUUCAGCUUCAAGGCGAAAAAGCAACUUCGAAAAAGAAAGCAACAGCUCAAAUAACCGGUAGAUUAUUAAAAAUCUUAGAAAAAUAAAGAAAAAAUAUUAGUCUCAAAAAACAAAAUUUACUCUGAAAGAUGCUUAAAAAAUUUUUGAUGGAACGUUUUACAAUGAGGAUGAAGAGCAUUAGUAAAAUAAGGAGGAGAGCAAAAAUGAAAAAGCAGAUGUUCUUAAAACAUUUUCAAUCAAGAAUCCAAAUUUGUUGAAUGCUAACUAUGAAAAGCAACAACUCAACGAAUUUGAGCACGAUAUUAUUAAAUAGAUAAAAUAGGCUAAUUUUUAAGAUCAACCACAGAAUGACUUUGAUUUUAAUGCAAAUAACAACUGUGUAGUUCCUUCAGACUUAAAAGAGGAACUGGAAUUGCCAGAUGAUUUGCAAGGAAGAGAUUUAGAUAUGGAUAUUAUCAAAAUUAGAGAUGUAUUAUACAAAAAAAGAAGUUCUUAAUGGAGUGGCUAAGAUGUUCUUGAAAGAAAAUCAGGCAGAAAACCCUUGAUAGAUCGAGAAAGGGCUUAAUGGGUAGUAAAUCACCUCAAUAAUAUAAGAGUAUGGCCAAAAGGAAUCUAUGGCUAUAUAAAGAUAUUUAGAUCAAAGAUCAGGAUAGUUGUCAAGUCUUCAUACUUUGAUAAUUUCAUGCUAAUAUCAGUUCUAAUAAAUACAAUAAUUCUUGCACUAGACCGGUACAAUAUGGAUGCUUCAGAGGAGAAUUUGCUCUUUCAGAUAAACUUGCUAUUUUCAGCAUUAUUUAUAUUUGAGCUGGUUAUGAAACUAAUUUCUCUUGGACCUAGAAAGUAUCUUAAUGAUAAACUAAAUUAUCUUGAUGGUACUGUAGUCAUUCUUAGUGUGGUAGAGAUUAUACUAAAUUCAAGUGGCUAAUCAUCAGGAUCCAAAAAUUUAUCAGCUUUUAAAACAGUUAGAAUAUUUAGAUCAUUUAGAGUCUUAAGAGUUGCAAGAUUGCUAAGGAACCUGAGGUCUAUGCAAGUUAUUAUAGGAGUAAUAUAAAGAUCAGUUAUGUCCUUUAUAUAUAUUGCAGCACUCCUAUUCCUAUUCAUUUUCAUUUACGCACUCCUAGGGAUGUAAAUAUUUGGAGGAGAAUUUAACAUCAACAAAGAAGAAAAUAGUGCUAACUAUGACACCUUCCAUAAUGCUUUCAUAACAGUUUUCUAAGUACUUACAAUAGAGAACUGGCAAACAAUAUUAUUUGACUCAAUGAACACGAAUCUUGGGAAAAUACUUCCAGCAAUAUAUUAUCUAUCUUGGAUUUUCAUGGGGAACUUUAUAUUAUUAAAUCUAUUUCUGGCUAUUCUACUAGACUCUUUCAUUGAAGAAGAGCAUGACAAGGAAAAUGAAGAGAAAGAAGAAGAAAAAAAGAAAGAAGAACAAAAUAUGAAGAAAUUACAAAAAUAGAAUAAGAAAGAGGAAAUUAAGAAAUUAAAAGAAAAACAGCAUGAGAAAAGAUAGAAGUAAAUGAUGUUAAGGGAAUAAAGAAGAUAAAAUAUUAUGAGAAUGUUCACUGAAUAAUAGAGUAUAAAUGAGGAAGAAGAAGUAUCUGAUGAGCAGCAGGAUCUUGAAGAUAUGGAUGAAGAUGAUGUAUUUGCAAUUUUGUAAGAAGAAGGACUUGGCAUGUCACAAAGAUAAAUAGACACAGAUACAAAGCAAGGCAAAUUAGAUCUUGCAAAGCUUUAUAAAGAUAUAAGAUGUCAAAGAUCAUUCUACUUAUUUUAAAGAGUAUGA
Molecule: messenger RNA, 6129 nt
Organism: Stylonychia lemnae
Lineage: Eukaryota; Ciliophora; Spirotrichea; Sporadotrichida; Oxytrichidae
Source: the annotation of a GenBank genome assembly